GCUACGGUCAUUAAAGGGCUAGCGGAUGUUUGCAGCUGGCUCCUGCAUGGAGGCUGGGGCUGCUGGGAAUCGAAACUUAACUGAAGUCAGACACGAAGCCUCGACGGGUCUCUUCCUCCUCGGCUCGCUGUCUAUCAGCUCUCACCUGGAGAGAGUUUCUCCGUCUUUCAGGACACUAAAUGACACGCGUGUAAACUUUUCUUCAGGUUCAAUGAACUUCCUCUCUGCAUUAGGGAACCAGCAUGGAGCCUUCCAGACACAAACGCAAGGAGGAGAUAAGCAGAUCUCUGACAUUUAUACAGUCUUCUCUGGCUUAUCCAGAUCCUGAGGGCUACCAGGACUUCCUGACCCGGUUAGUGUGCAACCUGCUCGAAGAGGGCAACGCCUCGUUCAAAGACAGAGACUGGGAGCAGGCAGUGAGAGAGUUCACUGAAGGCUUAAAUGUCUCACACUAUGCCGCAGCGGAGGAGAUCCAGAUCCCUGAAGCUUUGCUGGAGAGCCUGUAUGUCAACCGGGCUGCUGCCUACCACAGCAUGGGUGAAUAUGAGCAAGGCGGGGAGGACUGCGACAGAGCUCUGAAAGUGUGUAAGGAAAGCCGCAGGGCGCUGUACAGGAAGGCACUUUGUUUGAAGGAGCUCGGGAAGUACAAGGAGGCCUACAACUGCACCACGGACUGUCUGCUCGUUACUCGUCUGGUAAAGGACAAACAAGUGAAUGAGCUCGCACAGGAGCUGGCCAUCCAUCUGGGACUCAAAAAUCGGAAACCAUACGUCGGCGCAAAGGAAGGAGGACUUAUCACGAGAGGUGUAACAAAUGGAAACAAGACUGAAGCCAUCAAGGUGUCUGGUGCUCCUGUUGGAAAUGGUAUUAAUCCUCUGAGUGGCCUUGCACCAGUCAGUUUUCCCAGCAUGCCUCAGUCCCCCAUUGCCUCCCCAGCUCCCAGCUGCCGCCAACCUGCUGUCUCCUCAAUACCUGACAUGGAGGACUCGGAGCUGAUGGGAGACGACUUGGACAGCCUGCUCGACUGCUUCCCCAACGAGCAAGACCCAACUGAGACCCCCACCAGGCCAGCAUUCUCAGUCCCCAGCAGGACCUCCAACUGCGAACGCACAGUUCCUUCUGUCCUGCCCGCCCCAACACCCCAGCUCCCCCCGGCCUUCUUCAGCUCGGCAAUCAGCAAGCUCAACUCCCUGGACUUCUUUUCAGGUGGUGGGUGCAACACCACAACUGGAACACUGGAUGCCCUUGAUGACCUCUUGAACCUUGGAAUUGGAGGUGCCACAGGUGCUCCAAACUUAGCACUGACCUCCUCGGCGCUGGAUACUCUGGAUGGCCUCGAUUCCCUGGAUGACCUCUUGGAUACGGCUCCAAGUGCUGCUGAUGGGAUUGAGUCCCUUGAUGAUUUGCUAGAUGAACUAGAGACCGUCUCUGAUCCAGGUGGUCAGAGCGGUGAAGUCCCUAAAAUUGGUGUGAAAGCUGUGGAGCCACUCGACUUUCUUGAUGUCCUGGAUUUGUUUCCCUCAGUGGAAGGUGUUGCUGCAACUUUGCCUGCAAUCUCCACCGGGAGAGCAGGCCUGGACACGCUCUCCGAUUUCAGCUCAACUGAUAUCACAGUCCCUCCCACUGCUGCAGCUCCAGUAAUACGAUCUCCAAAGAAUAACUACAAAGAGAAGAAUAACCAAGCGCCGGUUGCAGUCUCUAACCCGCUGUCCUCCACCCAUGAGUUCCUGCAGGCCUGCUCCGCUUGUUUUCCUCGUCAAGGUCAAGGGAUAUAUACAUUUGUUCACAAGCCAGACCUGGUCCACAGCUGUAAGCAAGACAUUCUGUUGUGUAGACGAAAGGCAGGUCAUCCUUCGGAGUGGACCAGAGUGCGACAGAUUCCCAACUGGAGUUUCUUCAGUGGGCCGUUUGUACUUUGCAGGGAGCUGCUGAAGUCCGGGGAUUUGGGCGUGUGUAAGUUCGGAGAGAAAUGCACGUUUGCCUACAACCAGCUAGAGAUCGACGUUUGGACAGAAGAGAGGAAGGGGACGCUGGACAGAAACCUACUCUUUGAAACGGGAGGUUUCAAACUGGACCCUGUAAACAACAUCAUCCGCCUCCUGCAUGAACACAAGGGCAUGUUCAUGUUCCUCUGUCAGGAAUGCUAUGACAGUAAACCUAGAAUCAUCAGUAAGCGCUGUAGAGACAAUCACACCAUCUGCUCUAACUUGGAUGCUCACCACACCUUCGAUGCCAAUAAGUGUUUGGCGUUUGUGAUGAAGACCCACAGCGUGAACUACAGAAAGGUCCGACCUCUUGGCGUCCUGUGCAACUUGGAUCUGUGCCGCCAAGCCAUCCGGUACGGCUGCCAGAGAGAGGACAGCUGCUAUUAUGCCCACUCAGUCAUAGAGCUCAAAACCUGGAGGGUGCAGCGAGACACAGGAAUCAGCCCCGAUGAGAUUGUGAAAGUAUCCACAAAGUGUUAUGACAAGCAGGAGCAAAACUCAAGCAAGCAGAAAGGAAAUAGAUUGUCUUCUGGAGAUGGCGGGAGCAAACCAAGAGGAGGAGUUGGGAAGAGUCUGAACAUGAAUAUGAAGUUUGUGUGUGCUCUCUGCUGGCGGGACCGUCUGAUCAGUGAACCAGACAAAGCCCUCAAGCACUGCAACGCAAAGGCCAAGCACACGUGGACUAAAGAGAGAUGGGUGCUGCUGGUCAAGUCCUUGGAGAGAAGUAAAUGGGUUCAGGUCCGACCGCUGCCACACGCCAAGAACUUCCCCGUGCAGUAUGAUAUAUGUACCCAGAUUUUGGAGAAAAGGAAAUGUAACUACUCUGGAAACUGCACCUUCGCCCACAGCCAAGAGGAGAAGGAGAUGUGGAUGUAUAUGAAGAAUAAUGACUUGCGGGAGAUGCAGCAGGUAUACGACAUGUGGCUGUCAUUGACCGUCCACAACCGCCAAGCAGAUGGAGCAGCGCUCAACCAGCCUGUCCCAGAAGAGAAAUAUAUCGUCAUGCCAACCGACUAUGCUGAACUAAUGAGUGGCUUCCACUGCCGUCUGUGUGGUAGGCACAGUAACAGUGAGCGGCAGUGGCAGCAGCACAUCUCCUCUGAGAAGCAUAAAGACCGAGUGUUCAGCUGUGAGGGGGAAGACGAAGCUCUGACGUGGAACUACCGUUUCCCCGGCCCGUGCUUUGAACUCUGCCACAAGUUUGAUGGCGGCUGUCCUGACGGUGUGAGCUGCGACUACGCCCACAGCUCAGAGGAGCUGCAGGAGUGGACCGAGAGACGGGACUUCCUGCGACAGAAGCUGGCCAAAGCCAGGGAGGACAAGCUCAUCAUGCCUGAUGAGUUUGACUUUGGGAAGUUCAACUUUCUACUUCAGGACUGAGUAGAUUUUUUUUGACUUUGGGAGCCAUUAACUGCCAAACUAGCAUUUCAGUUUAUGAAGAGGUUUCAAAUCUUGACCAAAAAUCAGCAGGUGAUCAAACUAGCAGUGUUCACAAUUUUACCUGCCAAAAAAGACGACUUGAAAUGAUACAUGAAGCACGUGUAUUUGCAUUCCAAAUCAUGCCAUAUACCGUUUACUUUAAAUAUUUGAAUUUCUUCUAAUUGAGCUACUUUUGCUCAGGUCUGUUCAACUAAAACAUCAGUAAAACAAAAAAAAAUUCUCUGUGCUGUGAAAGUGUUGGUGCCACUUUGAAAAACACAGCAGAUACAAACACACGCCACACACACACCAUUCAUCACAGAAUACUCAUAAAAGGGUCAUAUUUAACCAUACAUGUAGCCGUUUGUGUGCUCUGACAAGUGACAUUCACACAUUUAGUUAAAUAAUUUUGUUCUUUUUCCCUGUUUGUGUCCUGUUUGAGCAGGGAGUAUUACCAACAGUGCUUUCAUUCCACAGUUCGCUAAGAGAGACAAUGUUCAAGGCCUUAACUGUGCAUUAAAAUACUGCCCACAAAUGAUUUUUCUUAAGUCUUAAUAAAAAAAUGUCAUGUUCAUUUCUGAUUUGUACUCA
This is a messenger RNA of Sebastes umbrosus (honeycomb rockfish), 3995 nucleotides long. RefSeq names its product zinc finger CCCH-type containing 7Ba (gene zc3h7ba). Bases 243 to 3365 code for a protein of 1040 amino acids. The record is from RefSeq and is a predicted model, not a curated record. Gene Ontology annotation, biological process: miRNA processing. The transcript has 23 exons. Gene Ontology annotation, molecular function: protein binding; metal ion binding; miRNA binding. NCBI's taxonomy places the organism in Eukaryota, Metazoa, Chordata, Actinopteri, Perciformes, Sebastidae.